AUGGGUUUGAUGCGAUCGAUGAUUCCAAACGGGAAACAACUUUUUAAGUCACAAUCUUUCAAGAACAAAAAGCAAUCUUCAUCAUCAUCAAAAUUAGAGGUUGUUCCAAAAGGACAUGUAGCGGUUUAUGUAGGAGAACAAGUGGAGAAGAAGAGGUUCGUUGUUCCCAUAUCGUACUUAAACCAUCCUUUGUUUAGAGAUUUCCUUCGUUGCGCAGAGGAAGAGUUCGGGUUCAAUCACCCGAUGGGCGGCUUGACGAUUCCUUGUAGGGAAGAAACAUUUCGUAGUCACAUCUCACUGUUGCUUAGUUGUGAGAACCUUGAUUAA
Molecule: messenger RNA, 327 nt
Organism: Arabis nemorensis
Lineage: Eukaryota; Viridiplantae; Streptophyta; Magnoliopsida; Brassicales; Brassicaceae
Source: the annotation of a GenBank genome assembly